Molecule: messenger RNA, 465 nt
Organism: Hansenula ciferrii
Lineage: Eukaryota; Fungi; Ascomycota; Saccharomycetes; Phaffomycetales; Wickerhamomycetaceae
Gene: RPC17
Product: DNA-directed RNA polymerase III subunit RPC17
Exons: 2
Coding region: 1-465 (154 amino acids)
Biological process (GO): transcription initiation at RNA polymerase III promoter
Cellular component (GO): RNA polymerase III complex
Molecular function (GO): nucleotide binding
Source: RefSeq, a predicted model, not a curated record
AUGGCUGCACUCUGCUCCACGUGGGUUGAAAUAGAGAGAGAAAAAUUAUUAUCAAAUUUUGAAGUAAAUCAACAUCUAAUAGAGAUUCAAUCAAAAAAUCAAUGGUUAAAUAAUAAUAAUACAAACAAGAAAAAAAGAGCUUUUAAUCCAAAUUUAGAAGAAGUAACAAAGCAAACAACUUUUUAUUUUGAAAAUAUUGGUCCUGUACCUCAACAAAAUAUUGAAAAUAUAACUCAAAUGAUGAAAGAUUUAUCAAAAUUUAAAUUAGAAAAAAUUGAAAAAUUACAAAUUAUUAAUUCAGCUCCACAAUCUUUAGUUACUUUAUAUGCUGUAAUAGAAGAAUGUGAUCAAAGAUUUAAUGAACAAGAAAUUGAAGAAAUUUUACAAAUUAUUCAAACACAUUUCCCACAACAAGCUGAGGAUGAGGAAGAAGGUGAAGGUGAAGAUCAAGUAAUGGAAGAAUAA